Molecule: messenger RNA, 823 nt
Organism: Dissoconium aciculare CBS 342.82
Lineage: Eukaryota; Fungi; Ascomycota; Dothideomycetes; Mycosphaerellales; Dissoconiaceae
Exons: 1
Coding region: 137-436 (99 amino acids)
Source: RefSeq, a predicted model, not a curated record
CAAGCUCGGAUACACUAAGUCUGACUCAGGUCAUCCUGUGAGACAUUAAUCAGCAUAUCAGCCCACAUCGAAGGCGCAGGCCCGAGCCAAUCCAAUCCCAUCUGCCAUAUUAACACCCCUGAGCCUUGAUCGCCCAAUGUCAGACAUCACACCCACGACCAUUGGGCCAAGAGUGCUCAUGACAUUCAAGAAAAUUAAUACCAAGGAAGACGCUCGGCUUGCCGCAAUCAGCACUAGCAAUGACCCUAUCAGUGCGGAAGAUGUCAUCACUGGCUCAAGAAGCGGAGUCAUGAUGGGAGCAAUGUCGGAGGAGACUGCACGGCACAUAUCAAGCGACCACAAGGCAUUAAUCGCCACAUUGAAAGAGCCACAAGCUCAAGAGGAGAGCAGUUCGUUUGCAGGUCAUGGGCAUACAUUAGAAGAGGGCAAACGCUAGAAGCCUCGACAGAGAGUACCUGUACAUGGUGUGGCCUUUGUUGGAUGGAAGACCAUGUGACAGUACUUGACUGACUCGAUCGUGCAACCGCUGUCUGGGCUGAUAUGUACAAUUCCACACCAAUGUUUGCGGUGUAGCUGAUUUGGAGUCCUUCGUGUGCAGUGUGCUUCCAAAACAUGCAUGCCCUUCGUUGGAUAGUCACUACUAUACAUGUAACGCGAUGGUGAGGGGCCGGAGUGUGCCAUCUUACAUCGCGACGAUUCACAGCGAUCGCUCCUAUGACAAAAGAUUUCCGGACGGUGCUACGCGAAACGUUCUAUGCCAUCACUCGUGUGGCUUCAUUUCGGUGGUAACCAAGAACAGUGACGUCUUGAUCUCUCACCAGAC